Messenger RNA from Tauraco erythrolophus (red-crested turaco), 1683 nucleotides. It is a transcript of the gene GPNMB, whose product is annotated as glycoprotein nmb. The record is from RefSeq and is a predicted model, not a curated record. Gene Ontology annotation, biological process: cell adhesion. NCBI's taxonomy places the organism in Eukaryota, Metazoa, Chordata, Aves, Musophagiformes, Musophagidae. Gene Ontology annotation, cellular component: plasma membrane. Gene Ontology annotation, molecular function: integrin binding.
AUGAGCGGUGUUCGUCGCCACCUUGGACUCCUUCUCUUGGCCGAAGCGGUGCUGUGUGCUUCUGCCACACGGUUUCAAGACGUGCUGAGCCACAGGAGAACUUCUCCUGUCACAUCCAAGGAGCUACAAGGCUGGUCUAGUGAUCAAAACAAAUGGAACGAAAAGCUUUAUCCUUUCUGGGAAGAAGGAGAUCCCAGAUGGAAAGACUGCUGGAAAGGAGGAAGGGUGACAGCCAAAUUGGACACUGAUAGCCCAGCACUGGUAGGAUCCAACAUAACCGUUACUGUGACUCUCCAGUUUCCCAAGUGCCAGAAAGAAGAUAACGAUGGCCACAUAAUAUAUGAGAGAAACUGUACCCAGGAUUCUCCAGCCUCUCAGGAUCAGCAAGUCUAUGUCUACAACUGGACUGAAUGGACCAACAGCUGUGGCUGGGAAAACUGUACAAGUAACCACAGCCACAAUGUAUUCCCAGAUGGAAGACCCUUCCCCCAUUAUCCUGGCUGGAGGAGAAGGAACUUUAUCUACGUGUUUCACACGCUUGGUCAGUACUACCAAGUAAUUGGAAGAUCUUCAGCAAAGUUGACAGUCAACACAGCGAAUAUGACUCUUGGCGAACACGUGAUGGUGGCAACCGUUUACAGGAGAGGGCACUCAGCCUAUGUUCCAAUCGCAAGAGCAAAUGCCACUUACGUUAUAACAGACAAAAUUCCAAUCUCUGUGAAUAUGUUCCAAAAACAUGACCGCAACAUCUCAGACUACAUUUUUAUCAAAGGCUCACCAAUCAUAUAUAAUGUGAAGAUCCAUGAUCCCAGCUACUAUCUUAAUAACUCUGCCAUCUCCUACAAAUGGAACUUCGGAGAUGGAAGUGGCUUAUAUGUAGUGAGCAGUCCCACUACAUCUCACAUCUAUACUGUGCAAGGAAACUUCACUCCGAACGUAAAUGUCCAAGCCAUUAUACCUGUACCUUGCAGGCCAGUAACACCCACUGCAUCACUGCCCACCUCAGCAGUAAUGACCGCAGCAUCCUCUAAUUCAGACUCUUCUACCGCUGUCGAGUUAUUGGAAGAUAAUCCUGAAGGAGGUUGCCAUAUUUACAGAAAUGGAUACUAUGGAACUGGUAUCUCUGUCGUAGAGGGAAUCCUUGAAGUAAAUAUUAUUCAGAUGACGAGCAUCCAGAUGACAGAAAGUCAAGCUGAAAACUCACUGGUUGACUUUGUUGUUACCUGCCAAGGGAGUCUCCCCACAGAUGUCUGCACAGUAGUUUCUGACCCCACGUGCCAGGUGUCCAAGAGUGUGGUAUGCAAUCCCGUCAUCGUCACUGAUGAAUGCUUACUCACCAUAAGGAGAGCUUUUGAGGAACCGGGAACAUACUGUGUAAACAUCACCUUGGGGGAUGACACAAGCCAAGCCCUUGCCAGCGCACUGAUUUCGGUAAAUGGAGGAUCACCAUCAGGAGCAACAGAAGGUGUCUUUAUCUUCCUCGGUUUGUUGGCAGUGUUUGGCACGAUUGGGGCUUUUGUCCUUUACAAGAGAUACAAGCAAUACAAGCCUAUUGAGAGAAGCGCAGGACAAGCAGAGAACCAGGAGGGACUAACUGCUUACUUCAGCAAUUUCAAAGCAAUUUUCUUCCCUAGUAGCACUGAGAGAAAUCCUCUGCUGAAAAGCAAACCAGGCAUUGUUUAA